AUGCCCAACUUUCUGCCCGGGAAACUCGAAAGCGAGCGAGGCUUCGAAGCAGAAUCCUCGCUACGACUCAAAGAGCUAGAUUCAAAAAAGUUACUCAUACGACCGGCCAUGACUGAAUCAAGUAAUUGGGUAACAUCACUAAUACGCCCUGAUAGAUGUGAGGAAACUAAUACUUUUGUACAUCAAAUUAUACCAUACGAAAUACGCCUUAAUAAUUAUAAUAAAGCUAGGGAACAUAUUUUCGGCCCGGACAACAAACAACCAACAUGUAAAAACCGUACGUCUAUCCGUAUUAAUGAGUUUUGGAAAACAGCUAAAAAUAAUCGGAAACAGGUGCGAAAUCUCGUUUGCUCUAUCCAGCAAAAAUCAUUCGAAUUAAGACCGUAUGCGAAGAAAGAAAUUCUCGGAUCUGAGCAUUUAGCACUUUUAGAUAGCGGAGCUCAGGUCUCGUGUUUAGGAUCUUCUUUAGCGGAAGAUGUUUGCAAAAACCAACAGUUGCGUAAGCACUCGGCGUCUGUAUAUACUGCAGAUGGAAACAAACAAUUGGUUUUUGGUACAAUUGGGUUGAAUGUCAAGUUCGAAGGCCGAGAUGAAGAAAUAAGUUUUUUUGUUAUACCGAGUAUGUCACAGAAGAUCAUACUUGGAGGUGACUUCUGGAUAAAAUUCCAAAUAGCACUCAGUAUUGUAUCCGAAGUAUCUCUUGAUCCAAAACGUUAUGAAAAUACCCUUCCUCUAAAUGGUGAGCAACAAAAUAAGUUAGAAAUGAUUAGAAAUAGAUUUCCUAACUUCGAGAAAGAAUGCUUAGGUAAAACAUCGCUCAGUGAGUAUGUUAUAGAGCUCCAACCUGGUGUCCGUCCGAUUAAACAGAGAUAUUUUCCGAUCUCACCUGCCGUGGAAAAACUUGUACAUGCAGAAAUUGAUGAAAUGCUGCUUGGUGUAAUCGAAGAGUCUCCAAAUAGUCCAUGGUCCAGUCCGAUUGCUCUAGUGAAAAAGCCAAAUAAAGCCCGUCUGUGUUUAGAUUCUAGGAAAGUUAAUAGCGUUACAAUAAAGGACGCAUAUCCCCUUCUUCAUAUUGAUGGUAUUUUAAGUAGGAUACCUUAG
Molecule: messenger RNA, 1101 nt
Organism: Rhagoletis zephyria (snowberry fruit fly)
Lineage: Eukaryota; Metazoa; Arthropoda; Insecta; Diptera; Tephritidae
Source: RefSeq, a predicted model, not a curated record